This is a messenger RNA of Formica exsecta, 1271 nucleotides long. RefSeq lists its product as uncharacterized. The record is from RefSeq and is a predicted model, not a curated record. NCBI's taxonomy places the organism in Eukaryota, Metazoa, Arthropoda, Insecta, Hymenoptera, Formicidae. The transcript is spliced from 2 exons. The coding region runs from base 116 to 1039 and encodes 307 amino acids.
UAAGGUUCCCACCCUGAGCGGUGAUGCGGAGUGCGGAGUCGGAGCGUCGGAACGGCUAGCUAUAUAUGUUGCGCUCUCCGCGAGGAGAUAUCUCUUCCUCGACCUCGACGAUGCCAUGUUACUAUUGCUAUGUUAUUACAGGAAAGAUUUCGGAGAGCGUGAGCGUGGUGGUUCACUGUCCGCUACAAUAAAAAUAAACGCUAUCGCAGGUACUAUGGCAAAAGCGGAGCGAUUACGCUUCACGAUUCUGGAGGACUUGAUACUUUUACGGGAGGUUUUACGACAGAACCCGUACGAAGAAAGCGACAGGUGGAAGGCCGUUGCCGAGCAUGUCGUAAACGCGACGCGGAAGAACUUCAGUCUGCGUUGCAUCAAGGAGCACGUCGAUCAUCUGUUAAAAAUUUGGGCGAGAGAAGGCCACGCACACUUGAGAAAAUCAGGAACCGAGGAACAAUAUAAUGAAAAGGAGCAACUUUUGCAGCAAGUACAAGACUUACAAAGAGAAUUCAGAUGCUCUAGUAAAAGCUUCAAUGCACAGAAAUCAAAAAUGCAAACAAGAGAGGUAAUCUUGGAGAACAUUUCUGAUACUUUAGAGGUAAUAAUAGAGGAACCGCUAAUGGAAACAUCCUUAUCAACAUUGUUGCCAAUUGCAUUACCAUCACCAACUUCAUCGUCUUCGUCUUCGUCGUCGUCGUCGUCGUCAUCGAUUCUGCAAUUCUCGGCGAGCCCAUUGUGGUCGCCAUCCACAUCACCAUCGAGAACGGGUGGUCCAAUAAGGAAUAAAGUGCGUCACGAUGUGAAGAAGUCAACGUUACAAUUUCUACAAGAAAGAUACAAAACAGAGGUAGAAUUUCAAGAAAAACAAUUUCGCUUGGAGGAGAGGAGAAUUCAACUUGAAGAAGAAAAGUUUAGAAUGGAAAAAAAAGAACGCGAGGCGAGACUUGAAUUAGAAAUUGAAGAGAGGAAACAAAGGAUCUCUGUAUCCAAACAGAAACAAGAGAUUCUAGAAAUAUUAUUACAAUUAAUACAUAAACCUUGAUUAUUUUUAUAAGAUACGUUUUUCUCGUUUUAUUGGUUUAUAAAUAAAAUUAUUGUUAAAAAAUACGAAGAAAGAAAUGCAUAUUCUCUGAUUUAAUGGUGAUAUUUUGACCUUGAGUCACUUUGUGAAAGUCGAAUGAAGAUUAUCUUGAAUGUUUUAAAUAGGUACUCCCGUCUUUUAUUGUAUAUGUAUAUUGUUGUAGUUGAUGUGGAGACAUUUUUAAAAUGAUACA